Messenger RNA from Folsomia candida, 2125 nucleotides. RefSeq names its product inactive peptidyl-prolyl cis-trans isomerase FKBP6. The record is from RefSeq and is a predicted model, not a curated record. NCBI's taxonomy places the organism in Eukaryota, Metazoa, Arthropoda, Collembola, Entomobryomorpha, Isotomidae. The coding region runs from base 136 to 1341 and encodes 401 amino acids. Gene Ontology annotation, molecular function: protein binding; peptidyl-prolyl cis-trans isomerase activity. The transcript has 7 exons.
AAUCAUUUGACAUGUUUGUUCCUUUCUUUCGUCCUCCGGCUUCCUUCUUGCUUUAUUUCUUACUGAAUGAAUUCAAUUCACUAAAAAUCAAAAAACGAUUUAACAAAAUAUUUAGUUUUGUCGAAAGUGUGUAAAAUGGACGCUUCGUCAAUUCUACCGUCUUUCAAACAACCCAUCCGACUCAGAGAGUUGGUAGACAGCAAGCGAGUGAUUUUCGAGAUUGACAAGUCCAACCUUGACUCGGACAUGGUUUUAGAGGAUGAUGACAAUGCAACUGGCGGAUAUGACGAAGACGAAGGGCCCGUUACCGACAUUGAUCCGCAACGCUAUGCUGCCAGGGAGAAGCGACGUGGACUUUUGCAAUCAUAUGGGAUAGACCCACAGAUCAAUUUUAUCUCGUUCUACGAAGAGGAUAAAAUGGCAGAGAUGAAGAACCUGGUCGAGUGCGGCGCUGUUCGCAAAACCAUAAUCCGAGAGGGACAAGGUCCGCUGGUUCCCCAAAACUGCAAAGUUUUUCUACAUUACAUCAUCUCCGGAAAUGGAUUGGAUGAUCCGUUUGAUUCGACUAUCAUGCAAGGCUAUCCACAGUGCCUUGAUCUUCGGCAACCGGAAGUAAUUCCCGGACUACUGGUUGCCAUCCAGAGUAUGCAUAUUCGUGAAGUGGCCAAAGUUUGGAUUCGAAGUGACUACGCUUAUGGAGCCCUUGGUUGCCCACCUCGAAUUCCUGAAAAUUUGGAUGUCUUCUGCAUCCUGGAAAUCUUGGAUCUGAUUGAAGAGAAUCAGCUCAAGCUGGUCCCGUACAUGACCUCGGAUGAGCGAGGCCUGUUGGAGUUUCGCGAAAUUUUUGACGCGGCCAAGGAUUUGCGUGCUAUUGCAAAUGGUUUGUACGUGGGUGCUGCCUGGUGGCCAGCAGUCAAAAAGUAUAGGAAGGCUAUAAACAUCCUUGAAGACUAUGGCACCCAAACCCAAGAUGACCAAAAACAGCGUGAACAAUUCCUCUACACGUUGUACAUGAACUUGAGUGCUUGCUACUUGAAGUUGGGACGCCCUCAGCAAGUGUGCACCGCCUGCAAGUUGGCUCUUCGAAGUGCAGAAUUUUCCAAGCAAACGGUGGAUGCAAAGUUAUACUUUAGGUUUGCUGAGGGAAAACUAAUGCUGGGUGCAGGGAAGGAUGCAAAAAAUUUGAACCAAGAAGCUUUACGUCGGGACCCUACGGAUACAGCUAUCUUGGACCAAAAGAAGAGGAUUGAGGCUGAUAUUGAGCACGACAGAUUGACCACGAAACUCACAUAUACAAAAAUUGGGAAAGCAUUCUGCUCCUCAGAAAGGACUGAUACUUAAGUCAUAUAUUUAAGAUAUAUUUUCUUUACAUUUCUCAUUUAUUUAUUCUCAUUUCUUGAAUGAGUCACGAAUAAUAACUUGUUAUUUACACACGAAGAAGGACGUUCAAGACUCGAUUUUUAUUGCAGAUUUUUGUUGGAUUGAAAAUAGUAUUUUGUGAACGUUUAUGAUGAUUUUGUGUCUUCCUCAAGACGUGCCUUCCGAUAAGAGUUUGUGGGCACUUGGCAGAGGCAGCUCUCGAUUGGGCGGAGUGAUGACUACAUGCCGAAUUUCACGGACGGUGGUAAAAGGGUUGCCUGUUUUCCGCUGACGAGGAUCGUGGACUUGCCGAGUCUACAAGUUGGCAACUAGCAUAACGAACAGCACCCCACAACCUCAAAACGCCUCAAAAUUAUAUACUAAUCUAAGAGCAAUCCUUACCAGAUCGCUCAUUGCAUAUGAAAUGAGCCAAAUGUAGACAAUGAGAACUAUUUACUUUUCGAGAAGCGGUGAGAGAAACUUUUAAAUUCUUCUCUUUCUCAUCGUCUUCGUCUGCAAUCAAUCACCAUUCACCAUUCCAUAAAUGAAACUUUUUAGAAAUUUCUAUAAGUUUCCAAAAUAAAAUUGUCUUGUGUCUUGAGCCGCAAUUAAAGAAGCAGAAGGAAAGGGAUUGGCAAUUGUAGUAAAAUAAUCCGACUGCUUGUUCGGGGUUGUGAGAUAAAAAUAUACUUUUAAAAUUGUGAUUAAUAUUAAAGACAUUAAAGUGCUUCACUGCCUUCAGCUUUAUUGUUUUUCGUAUUCAGUA